Molecule: messenger RNA, 1682 nt
Organism: Paramecium pentaurelia
Lineage: Eukaryota; Ciliophora; Oligohymenophorea; Peniculida; Parameciidae
Source: the annotation of a GenBank genome assembly
AUGUUAUAAUCAUUUUUGCUUAGUUUAGCUUCUGGAAUUGUCUUAUUCAUUGUUUAUAUGUAUCACAGGGCAAACUUAUCAGAAGGAUCAGCUAAUUAUAGAUAUUAUAAUGAAGCAGUCAAAGGAAUGUCAAGAUGGCUGGAAUAGACAGUUGAUUUAACCUAAUCUCAUUUUUAGCCAUGCAAGUAUUUGAUUAUAAUAUACAUAGAAAUUGUGGAUAUGAAAUAGCCUUAGUGCAUGAUAAUUCUUAUUGUCUUAGAAGUGAUCUAUUUAAGUUGUUACAUCCAGAAAUAAUAAUAUAGGAUUAAAUGGUAUUAAGAGAUUAUGGUGGUUAAGAUUUGGCAAGAAAAAUCAUCUAACAAAAUAUGUAUGAUGCUUUACCCAGCUUUGUAUAGACAAGAUAAAUUGAAAUUGGAUAUCAUUAAACUCCUUUAGAAACAGCAGUAGUAUAUCCAUAUGCUAAAAAUUAUUUUCGAACCCAUACAUUUGGAAAAUAGGCUGGUUGUAUUUUUUAGAAAUAUUUUCAUGUUCCAGGUCAAGAAGAAAUUGCAUUAAAAUCAAAUCAAUCAACACACUUUCAUAAUUAUAUUGAUAAUUUGAAAUUAGAAAAUAAAAGUGCUUAGUGUAUUAAAGAUGCUAGUUAUGAAAAACCUACAUUUAGAAUGUGGUUAAAAGAAGAAUGUGAGAAUUUCUUUGAUAUUAUUAAUACAUAAUAAUACAAAGAUAAAUUAGAAAAUGAGGGAAUCUAAUAUAUUUAUAAAACAAAUAGACAUUUAGGCAAUGGAAUAUUACUUUUAGAUUAUUAAAAUGAAAAGAUAAUUAGAUCAUGGUAUAAAGAUAGUUAAGGUUGUGGACGAAAUCUUACUUAAGUUAUAAUUUAAGAAUACCUUAAAAAUCCUUAUUUAUAUAAAGGACAUAAAAUGGAAUUUAGAUCAUAUUUUUAGAUUGCAUCUACAAAUCCACCAAUUUUAUAUGGAUAUAAGAAAGCAUUAAUUAAAUAAUGUGCUUUAAAGUUUGAUUUAUUAGAUUUUACUAAAGAAGCACAUGUAUGUAAUACAGCUGUAACAAAAACCCAUAAACAAACAACUGGUUAAGAAUAGGAUGACGAUCUCUAUAUAGAUUGGAAUUUAGAAGAAUUACAAGAUAUAUUAUUAGAAUAAGGAAAAAUAAAAUCACGUAAUUGGUUGAAUGAAGAACUUUAUCCUUAAAUUAUGAGAAAGAUAACCCAUCUAUUUUUUUCAGUAGAAAAAUACCUUUUGAAAGAUAGUAGAGUAGGUGAAUUUUUUGGAGUUGAUUUCAUACUUGAUGAUGAUUUGAAUCUUUGGAUUUUUGAAUGCAACAGAAAUCCCAAUUUCUUAGCUGUAACAGAAGGAAGAAAAGAGAAAUUUGGAAAAUUAAUACCUGAUAUGUUGGAAAUAUAAAUGUAAUUAGUUAGAAGUAGAUUUAAAAGAGUAAGGGAUUUCAUGAACAAUAAAUUAUUACCAGCCAUCAAAUCUAGAUAAUUUUAAUAAUAAUAGGAUAAAUUCAAAGAAGAAUUUUUAUAAUUAAUGAAAGAUAGAUUUGAACCUGAAUAUUAAUUAUCAAAAAGUAAUUUAGCUGAGUUAGCAUAUAUUGGUGAAGGAUAAUUUAAUGGAUACAUUAAAAAAGAAUGUUUAGAAUCAAGUAGAGUAUUAAAAAAGUGA